AUGGAGGAGGACUUAUUCCAGCUCAGGCAGCUGCCGGUGGUGAAAUUCCGUCGCACGGGCGAGAGUGCAAGGUCAGAGGACGACACGGCUUCGGGAGAGCAUGAGGUCCAGAUCGAAGGGGUCCGCACGGGCCUACAGGCGGUCGAACUAGACGAUGGGGCAGCUGUGCCCAAGGAGUUUGCCAAUCCCACCGACGAUACUUUCAUGGUGGCAGAUGCGGUGGAAGCCAUUGGAUUUGGGAAGUUCCAAUGGAAGCUGUCUGUCCUCACCGGCCUGGCCUGGAUGGCCGACGCCAUGGAAAUGAUGAUCCUGAGCAUCCUCGCGCCCCAGCUGCACUGCGAGUGGCGGCUCCCCAGCUGGCAGGUGGCCUUGCUGACCUCGGUGGUCUUUAUCGGCAUGAUGUCCAGCUCCACCCUCUGGGGGAACAUCUCGGACCAGUACGGCAGGAAAACAGGGCUGAAGAUCAGCGUGCUCUGGACCCUGUACUACGGGAUCCUCAGUGCUUUCGCGCCCGUGUACAGCUGGAUCCUGGUGCUCCGGGGCCUGGUGGGCUUCGGGAUCGGAGGGGUCCCCCAGUCGGUGACUCUGUAUGCCGAGUUCCUGCCCAUGAAAGCCAGAGCCAAGUGCAUUUUGCUGAUAGAGGUGUUCUGGGCCAUCGGGACCGUGUUCGAGGUGGCCCUGGCCGUGUUUGUGAUGCCCAGCCUGGGCUGGCGUUGGCUGCUCUUCCUCUCGGCUGUCCCGCUCCUCAUCUUCGCUGUGCUGUGUUUUUGGCUGCCGGAGAGCGCGAGGUAUGACGUGUUGUCGGGGAACCAGGAGAAGGCCAUGGCCACGCUGAAGAGGAUAGCGACGGAGAACGGGGCCCCCAUGCCGCUGGGAAAGCUCAUCAUUUCCAGGCAGGAAGACCGAGGCAAAUUGCGGGACCUUUUCACGCCCCAUUUUAGAUGGACAACCUUGUUGCUGUGGUUCAUAUGGUUUUCCAACGCGUUUUCUUACUACGGAUUAGUCCUGCUCACCACCGAGCUCUUCCAGGCAGGGGACGUCUGCAGCAUUUCCAGCAGUAAGAAGGCAGUGGAGGCCAAGUGCAGCCUGGCCUGCGAGUACCUGAGUGAGGAGGACUACAUGGACCUGCUGUGGACCACCCUCUCGGAGUUCCCAGGUGUCCUGGUGACUCUGUGGAUCAUCGACCGCCUGGGCCGCAAGAAGACCAUGGCGCUGUGCUUCGUCGUCUUCUCCCUGUGCAGCCUCCUGCUGUUCAUCUGUGUCGGCAGAACUAUGCUCACGCUGUUACUCUUCGUCGCAAGAGCGUUUAUUUCUGGAGGCUUCCAAGCGGCCUAUGUUUACACACCUGAGGUGUACCCCACGGCGACGCGAGCGCUGGGCCUGGGCACCUGCAGUGGCAUGGCGAGAGUGGGUGCUCUCAUCACUCCGUUCAUUGCUCAGGUGAUGUUGGAAUCCUCUGUGUACCUGUCGCUGGCGGUUUACAGCGGCUGCUGCCUCCUGGCUGCCCUGGCCUCCUGCUUUCUGCCCAUCGAGACCAAAGGCCGCGGACUGCAGGAGUCCAGCCACCGGGAGUGGGGCCAGGAGAUGGUGGGCCGCGGGGCGCACGGCGCAGGUGUCACCAGGUCGAACUCGGGCUCCCAGGAGUAG
Messenger RNA from Pipistrellus nathusii (Nathusius's pipistrelle), 1647 nucleotides. The record is from the annotation of a GenBank genome assembly. NCBI's taxonomy places the organism in Eukaryota, Metazoa, Chordata, Mammalia, Chiroptera, Vespertilionidae.